CGAAGAUCGGGGUCCCUCUCCCGUAUCCCAUGCUCCAUCUCCACACCUCCACGAAACCUUCCCCAAAUUUGAGCAUGUUCCGUCAGAAAGUAGCAGCUUGAUACGAUGGUCAGAAAAUAGUUCUUCGGUCCACUCCUCAGUAAUUGACCCGAUCGUCGGGCAUCAGCGGUCCAUGACUCCAUGGGAACGACUUCAAUUAUCGUCGGCUUAGAGACGGGUAAUUGGAUCUUUCCGUCUCCGCUUGAGUCGAACGUCCUUAAAAACUGAACUUGAACUGCUGUCUUGAUCCUCCACAACUCACUUCAGGUACGAGCUCAUUCAUCAAUCACCCAGCAAGGAGUCAAUAGAGAAAGAUCACAAAGAUGUCGAAACCCACCAUCCUACUUGUCCCAGGCUCCUUCGCCCUCCCAGAGUUCUACAAUGAAAUGUUCGACAAGAUCCGUGCAAAAGGGUAUGAUAUCCAAGGUAUUCAUAAACCCACUGUCGGCCUGUCCGCGGGUCAAGGUCGUCCAGGUCCAGCGCCAUCAAUGUAUGACGACGCAGCACAUAUCGCCAAAGAAGUCGAGAAAGUCGCCGACACAGGCAAAGAUGUCGUCCUUAUCGGCCAUUCGUAUGGCGGUGUGCCCGUUACGGAGGCCGUGAAGGGAUUGCCGAGGAAGGAACGGGAAGCACAGGGCAAGAAAGGUGGUUUGGUCAACUUGGCUUACAUGACUUGCUUGGUUCCUGCUGUGGGAUCGUCGGCGGCGGAUGUCUUGUCGAAAGUGCCUGAUGACUUUAAGACUCCUUUCGCGAUUGGUGAAGACGGCUGGAUGUCCCACGUCAGCGCCGAAACCACCGGGGCGAUCAUCAUGCAGACUGUACCGCUCGAGGUUGCCGCUGGCUGGGUGAGAAAAAUGCCCAACCAUUCAGCAAGGAGUUUCGCAGAUCCUCUGACGUACCCGGGUUACCGCGACGUGCCUGUAUCUUACCUCUUCUGUGAGAUUGACCAGUGCAUACCGCCAGGAGUUCAACAGGAGGGUAUCGACAUAAUUGAGAAAGAAUCUGGUAACAAAGUCCAUGUGACUAGGAUUCAUGCUGAUCAUUGUCCUAAUUUCACGGCGAUGGAUGAGACGGUGGACUGGAUUGUGGAUAUUGCUGAGCGCGUCCAGAAACAGUAGAUCUGGGAUAAAAUGAAGAGUAGAACAAUAGUCGGGGUCC
This is a messenger RNA of Exophiala viscosa, 1197 nucleotides long. Its product is annotated as Alpha/beta hydrolase fold-1. The transcript has 2 exons. The record is from RefSeq and is a predicted model, not a curated record. Bases 363 to 1157 code for a protein of 264 amino acids. Lineage: Eukaryota; Fungi; Ascomycota; Eurotiomycetes; Chaetothyriales; Herpotrichiellaceae.